This is a messenger RNA of Endocarpon pusillum Z07020, 675 nucleotides long. RefSeq lists its product as uncharacterized. The transcript is spliced from 2 exons. The record is from RefSeq and is a predicted model, not a curated record. The coding region runs from base 1 to 675 and encodes 224 amino acids. NCBI's taxonomy places the organism in Eukaryota, Fungi, Ascomycota, Eurotiomycetes, Verrucariales, Verrucariaceae.
AUGUAUAUCGAGAAGCUGUAUGACAAGGACAUAAAGAUUUUUCCGUGUGUCUCGUCGUCCCGGAUAUUGAGGAAAUCACUGCCAAAGCCGGGACCGAACUACAACGUCUCUACACCAAGAGCCACCAUCGAGUCUAAGCAAUGGUGUGGUCGUUGCGUGUGGGAGUCCGACAACGAUGUACUUGACGAUCAAAUUGUUGCCCUGACCUGGGAUGACGACUCUCGCUCUGUCAGUGGUAAGGAAGUUCCUGACCGCGGUCCCAAUACAGCAGUCUUCCAUAUGGUCGCUUUCACGGAAGCACAGUGUGAGCAGCGGGGUAAAAUCUCGGGCAUCCAUGGAGGAAUACAUUACAAUAGCAAGGAGAUUCAAGUCUACACAUUCGACAAAUUCCUGCAACCGGAAGCGGCGAAGAUAUUCACUCCCCCAAAGACAGCAGAAGGUCAUGACGGUGGUAAUGGUGGUCUGAUGAACAGUUUCUCGAAGGCCGUAGAGGCUGUCAUUAAAGGCGAACUCAGCGUAGAGCAGGCACAAGCAAAAUACGUUAGCUGCACCUUGAAGGAGGCAUUCAUGAGCCAUGCUAUGGUCUUUGCUGCUGAAGAAGCUCGACUCGGAAGGAAAAUUGUCAAUUGGCGGAAUUGGUGGGCGAAGCUUGAGCAACGGCUCCUUUCCCGGUGA